AUGUCCUUCUGGGCUCUGACCAUCAAAAUCAUUUUCUUGUCACAAACUACAACUGGAAUUCUGGGAAAUUUUUCUCUUCUUUACUACUACAUAGUCCAUUAUGGAAAAGGCACAAUAAAGGCCACAGAGUUAAUUCUCAUGCACCUAAUGGCAGCCAAUGCCUUGACCAUUCUCUCUGCAGGAGUGCCCCACACAAUAGCAGCUUUUGGUUUGAAGCACUUUUUAAAUGAUUUUGGAUGCAGAUUACUUUUGUACAUUCAAAGAGUUGGCCGCAGUGUGUCCAUUGGCACCACCUGCCUCUUGAGUGUCUUUCAGGCCAUGACCAUCAGUCACACACAAUUCUGUUGUAAGGAUCUGAAAGUCAAAGCUUCAAAGUACAUUGGCUUCUCUGUUGCCCUCCUCUGGAUCUUUUACACGUUGAUAAAUUUCAUUUACUUUGUGUACCUGUUUCUCAAGAGGAAUGAUAAAAAUACGACAAGAAAACGGGAUUUUGAAUACUGCUCCAUUGCAGGGCGCGAUGAAAUCAGUGACUCAUUCUAUGCAGCGUUGGGGGUGUUCCCUGAAAUCUGCUUUUCUUUGCUUAUGGCCUGGUCCAGUGGCUCCAUGAUUGUUAUUCUAUACACACACAAGAAGAGGGUUCAACAUAUCCUUAGCACCCAUGGUUCCAGAAGAACCUCCCCUGAGUCCAGAGCCAUCCAGAACAUCCUGGUCCUGGUAUUUAUCUUUCUGGCUUUUUACACUCUCUCCUCUAUCUUACAAGGCAGCAUAGCUCUUUUGUAUAAUCACAGCUGGUGGCUGGUGAACAUCACUCGCCUUACUGCUUUGUGUUUUCCCUCUUUUGCACCCUUGGUUCUUAUGAAUCAUUACUGCAGACUACCUAGACUCAGUUUUGUCAGAGUAAGGAAUAUAAAUCACUGA
Molecule: messenger RNA, 918 nt
Organism: Cricetulus griseus (Chinese hamster)
Lineage: Eukaryota; Metazoa; Chordata; Mammalia; Rodentia; Cricetidae
Source: RefSeq, a predicted model, not a curated record